ACAGUUUAAAGUACGAGCGCUACAGUGAGGAUCCUUUGCAAUAGUGGGUUUAUACGCCAGUGUUAUUCUCAAAAUCCCAAACGUUCCUUACGUAUAUCUUCAUAUUUGUCAGGGUCUACUUAUUGCAACAUUAACGAUGAAACGACCCGUUUCGGACGUAAUCACUUACCCAGUGAACCUUUUCGUGGGCCAUGAGAGGUUGCAUUGAAAAAUUGGCGCAAAACGAAGAGUCUUGCAACAUUUUUUUGAGUUUCGCCCCUCGUUGUUAUGCAGCCUACUUUUUUUAUUGCAACGAUUUAAUUUUUUGUUAAUACUUCCCAGCCACCAUUAACUUCAGGAUUGCGCACUGUACUCAGUCCAUUUGUGACUUAUUACGGAUCUUGGUGAUUGUAUACGUAACUUACUACGGAUUUUAAAUGCCUGGGAGCACAAAACGUGGCUUAUUUGUAGUUUUUGAGGGCACUGAAAAAUGUGGUAAAAAGACACAAUCAGAGCUCUUACAGGAAGCACUGACUCAAAUCACCGGCAAAUCGGCUUUACUCAUUCAUUUUCCUGACAAUACAACACCAAUUGGAAAUUUAUUGGCUCAGUAUGCAGAUGGAAAAAUUCAACUGGAACCACAUGCAGCUCAUCUUCUGUACAUAGCUAACAGAUGGGAGCAUCAAGAUAAAAUUUCCACUGCUUUAAAGAGCGGCAUUAGUGUUGUUGUGGAUCGUUAUAGCUAUUCAGGUAUUGCUAACACAGCUGCAAAGUUUCAUCCACUCUCAGAGUAUGACUGGAAAUGGUGUCGUGAUAUGGAAUCUGGCUUACUACAACCAGAUUUCAUAUUUUGUCUUGCACCUGAGAAUUUUGCUGAAAUAUCAGUUCGUGAUGGAUUUGGGGAAAAGAAGUUUGAGACACCGGAUUUUCAAAAACAAGUUCUUAUUAACUAUGGUCGUUUGUCUCGUGAAAUGGAGUCAGAGUUGAAUGAGGCUAACGAUGAGACAAAAGAUUGUGAACCACGACUUUGGCACUGGAUACCAGCAACUGGACAAACUGUGGAUGAUAUCCACGCAUGUAUAAUGGCUAUCAUUGAUCCGAAAUUGUAACUAAAGUUUUUAAUAUAAUCUUUUGCACUGAUUC
This is a messenger RNA of Heterobilharzia americana, 1122 nucleotides long. NCBI's taxonomy places the organism in Eukaryota, Metazoa, Platyhelminthes, Trematoda, Strigeidida, Schistosomatidae. The record is from the annotation of a GenBank genome assembly.